AUGUCAUUUGUAUCAUCUAAGGACAGAGCUGGGCGAGACGCCAAGCCCAAGGACCCUGGUCUAUGCCGUAGGGCUGACCUCGGACCUCCGCGACCCCAGCUCCAGAUACGUGUUAGAAGCAAGUGUUCAGCAAACAACACGCAACGAUUCCCUCCACAUACUUACUCCACAACCACACCCGUCCUUUCCACGUCCACCCCGCGGCUCUCUCUCUCUCUCUUCCUCCCUCGCGCCAACCAUCAUUGGUUGUCGCUCCCAAACUCGACAAUGCACUCAGCGCUCGUGCGGCUGCAAAACGUCUUUGGCUUCUUCACCACUGUCGCAUUCAGCGUCGCCGCAGUAAUUGCACUCAGCACGCUCGUGAUACCGCAGACACCGAGUGCGCAGCUACAAAUGCGCAAUGUGCAGGUUGUAAAAGGGCGACCGCAUUAUUACAGCCGCAAGAAGGAGGAAUAUGCGCAUGUUCGGUUUGAUUUGGAUGCUGAUUUAAAAUCCCUCUUCAACUGGAACACCAAACAAGUCUUCGUAUACAUCAAAGCCGUCUACCCCUCCCACCGAGCCUCAGACCCCCCCUCCGAAGCCAUCAUCUGGGACGCAAUCCUCGCCUCCCCCUCCGCACCCUGGCACACAAACCAAUACACGCACCCACGCCCCAAAGACUCCCCCGCCCUCCCCAAGCACUCCAAAAAAGCAAUGGCAGCGGCAAAAUCCCACCCAGAAUCCCCCUACCCCGUCGGCGAACUACACCUCCACAACCAGCGCCCCAAGUACCAAAUCACAGACAUCUCGGGCAAGCUGGGCAACAGGACCAAUGUCGUGCUCGAGCUCGGCUGGAAUGUGCAGCCCUGGGUCGGGUUUUUGACGUGGACGAAUUGGGACAAGGUUGGGGUUUGGCAGGGUUUGCAGGGGGGUCGGAGCGAGCCUUUUGCGUUUCCGGAGGUUGGGGCCAAGACGGUUAAGAAGAAGGAUUUGGAGACGGAGAAGGGGGCUGAGGGGUAUCGGUUGGAGGUUGGGGGUGAGGUGCCGCGGCGGAAAUCUGUUUAG
Messenger RNA from Plenodomus lingam JN3, 1044 nucleotides. RefSeq lists its product as uncharacterized. NCBI's taxonomy places the organism in Eukaryota, Fungi, Ascomycota, Dothideomycetes, Pleosporales, Leptosphaeriaceae. Gene Ontology annotation, biological process: protein targeting to ER. The record is from RefSeq and is a predicted model, not a curated record. Gene Ontology annotation, cellular component: membrane; signal peptidase complex.